AGUAAAUAAAAGGUCAAUAUAGGUAAGGGAGAUAAAUCUACUUUAUAAUGGCAACAAAAUCUCUUGGAUUCGUUUCUGUAAAAUCUCCAUAGAGAAUUGAAAGAAAAUUCUGAAACUAACCAAAGCAAAACAUGGAUCACAAUUUGAAUCUUGAUAGAAACAUUUAAACACAUAGGAUAUGGAGGGAAAAAUUGACAAUGUUUUGUUAGCCCAGUCCUAUGAAGAACAAUCUCAUGAAUCCUCUUGUACAUCUUACUCUAAUCCUAAUUUUUCUCUUGAACUGAGAAAUGUGAUGACAAAUGAUAUUGGGGAAAGGAUGAACAAAGUUAUUUCACCCCAAGCUAUAAAAGAAGAAACUGACACAUUGCAUUUAGAGUCGGAAAAUUAUGAAAUGAAAGAAAAAUAUAAUGCCUUGUUUGAUUCGCAUUGCCAGAUGAAUUCUACAAGACUAGAGAAAGAAAAACAUUUGUUAAAAGAAGAAAAUGUAGAUAUACAAGAUGAACAAGAAGAAACAGUUGACAAUGAAGGAAGGAAGGUUUGUUCUCCUGAAGGAAAUCAAGAGAUUUAUAUAGACACCAAGAAAAUGAAAUUCCAAUGUGAAUUUUGUAUGAAAAUGUUUAAAUUCGCUUCACCAUUAAAAUCACAUCAAAGGGUCCAUACAGGUGAAAAACCAUUUAAAUGUCAACUUUGCCCCAAAGAAUAUGCCUCCUUAUCAGGUUUAAAAACACAUCAGCUGCUCCAUACUGGUGAAAAGCCAUUUAAGUGUCAUCUAUGUCAGAGAGAAUUCUCUCUACUUCCACGUUUAAAAAAACACCUCCUGAUUCAUAUUGAUGAAAAACCAUUUGAAUGUCAAAUAUGUCUAAAAUCAUUUACAACCUGUUGUAAUCUAAAAACACAUCAGCUGGUCCAUACAGGUGAAAAACCAUUUAAAUGUCAAAUAUGCCCGAAAGAAUACUCAUCCUCUGCAGGUUUAAAAAUGCACAAGGUGUUCCAUACUGGGGAAAAACCAUAUAAGUGUCAAAUAUGUCACAAAGCCUUUUCUCAGUCUUCAGUUUUAAAAACACACCUUCUGGUUCAUACUAAUGACAAAUCUUUUCAAUGUCCAAUAUGUCUGAAAAUAUUUUCUUCGUAUCCAAAAUUAAAAAGACAUCUUGUAGUCCAUACAGGUGAAAAAGCUUGUACAUGUCAAAUAUGUCUGAAGGUAUUUUCUACUUUUUCAGUUUUAAAAACACAUAUGAUCCUCCAUUCAGGUAAAAAACCAUUUAAAUGUGUAUUAUGUCAGAAAACAUUUUCUCAGAUUUCAAGUUUAAAAAAACACCUUCUGGUUCAUAUUGGGGAGAAACGAUAUAAAUGUCAAAUAUGCUUGAAAUAUGCUUCAAAAUCUUCAAAGUUAAAAAGACACGGUGGUGAUGAACCAAUCAAAUGUCGGUUAUGCCUGAAAGCAUUUACAGACUCAUCAAAUGUAAAAGCAGGUGUACAGGUUAAAAAACAUUUAAGUGUGAAAUAUGCCUAAGGGUUUUUUUUAUUUAAAACAUUCCCGUCACAUCAUUGUUCACAUUCAUACUUUGGGAAUAAACAAAGAGAUCUGUUUCAUACAUCAAUAUUAAUAAAGAAACAAUGCGUUCAAUCUCGCCAAACAUGCUACUGACCCCCCCCCCCCCCCUUUACAUUUCUACUUCUGAUCAGCUUUUUGCUGCUGAGCUCUAGGCACUUUUACAGUCUUGUGCUAAAGAAACUAGCGUGUUGUAUUUUACAGUUGUUCAGCACUACCGUUCAGAGUGUUGGUUGUAAUGGACUGUAGUGGUAGUAGGGUCUUGCCUAAGGUGGAUUAAAAUGAGACAUUCAAAGAUGAUAUAAUUCACAGUUUUGUAAGAGUGGCUGCAGUUUCUACAAAGAAUGGGUGAAUUCUGUUAAGGUGAUAGCUUUAAAGUCUGUUUCCUGUUCUUAGUUGGAUGAUUAUAGAUUGCUCUUCACGGGGGAGGAAAUUAAUACUAUCCAGUUUGUUUGGCUGGUCAUUUCUUUGUACUCUGCAUGUGUUUCCUGAUGCUUUUUGGUGAUUACUCUCUCUGUAAUGAGAUUGAGGUAGUUUACUGGUCUGUCUGGUUGUGAAGUGGGAAAUCACUGAUAGGAUGUGUGACAUCAAUGAUCCAUGUAGGUAGGAACAAUGUUAUAUUAACUAACAUUUAGUUUAAUAAGUUUUGAACUAAUCUUAUUAGCAAAUUUAGGCCUAAAUAAGUUAGUUUUCUAAAGCUGCAAGAUGAAUCUUAAGUGUGAUAAACAGUUUCUCUUGGUCUGGUAUCACUUCUGCGUCAAUUUAGUCCCAGAAUUAAUAUAAUCAUCAAUAAUUAACUAAUCAAAGUUCCAUCCUUUUUAUUUUAUUAAAAUCAUAGGGAUCCAUACGGCGAUUCACUAUCUUCUGUUAUAUAUGGCUUCUGUCUUGGAAGACAAUGGAUUCACUUGCUUCUAUAAUAUCCAGUACCGGGAUGACCGAUCCUAGCUCGGUUCUAAAAUGCAUUUAAUUUAUUACUUACUGAAAUUUGGUUGAAACAAACAUGACUACAUUCAAUGGAUUUUUAAAAAUAUAAUACACUGUCGUAAAGUAUUUAGUGGACAAUCGAAGAGCAGGACCAUGUGUUCAUAAUUGCAACAGAUUUAAAGGUUAUACAAGUUGAUUUUCUUUUAAUUAGGAAUUACAUUUUGAUGGCAAUAAAAGGAAAAUGAAAUGAAAUAAUUCUAACUUCAAUUAAAAGAAGCUUUUUGGUCACCAUAAUUUGUUGAAUAAUAUAAAAUUACAAUCUUUCUCAAAUGGCAUUAAUUAGAUGUAACCAAAAAACAAACAACAGAUGGCAGUUAUAAUGUGAAAACCUUUAGUUACUAAAGAAGAAUUAAAAAAAAAACAACAUUAGAUGUAACCAAAAUAAAAAAAGACAGUGCAAUUAUAAAGUAUAAAAGAUUAAAUGAUUUUAAUUCAUUGAGGAACGUUAAAUAGAUCUAUAUUGAAUAUAAAUAUUAAUAGAAUAUUUUUAUUUCUACCAUUUUACUUUCACUUCAAGACAUUAACUUGAAUAGAAACUUGCUUACACACAUUCAUCUCAUAGUGAAACAGACACACUAACAAGAUAUAAUGUCAGCUAUGUAGUCAUCAAUUUAUAAAGUAAAAUUACAUUAAGCAUUACUGUAAAAGUCCUAAUGAUAUUACUCACACAAUUGACUACUUUAUAGAAUGUUUAGAAUUUAGCCCUUUACUAAUAGUGAAUAUAAGCCUAGAAAAAGAACUGAACUUGCACAGCUAAAGAAUUUUUUUAAUCUUUAUUUAAAAGACAUUUCAUUACUUUACUUAGAAAUGCUAGCAAUCUACUGGAUUGCUUGACUUUUAUCUCAUUCCCAUUGCUUAAUAAAAAUCAGUCAAUGCAUGAUCAAGGCCUUUCAAACAAAUAUCAUAAAUAACAUUGUUUGUGGCUAAGAAGGCAAAAGAACUAAUGGCACAAAGAGAUACAUAGCAUUAUUAAAAAGAACAUAUAAUAAAUGUAAUCGUCAUACAUAAACCAUUUUUACCUAAAUGUAAUGACAAUACAUAAUACUUGGUUACUUCAAUGUAAUGAUAAUAGAUAAUACUUGUAAUAACCAUACAUUCUUCAUGGUUACAUAAAUGUAAUGACCAUACAUACAACUUGUUUACUUGAAUGAAAUGACCAUACAUAAUACUUGGUUAUCUAAAUGAAAUGACCAUACAUAAUACUUGGUUAUCUAAAUGUAAUGACCAUACAUAAUACUUGGUUAUCUAAAUGUAAUGACCAUACAUUCUACUUGGAUGCUUAAAUGUAAUGACCAUACUUUCUACUUGGAGGCUUAAAUGUAAUGACCAUACAUACUACUUUGAUACUUAAUUAUAAUGACCAUACAUACUACUACUUGGAUACUUGAAUGUAAUGACCAUACAUAAUACUUGGAUACUUAAAUGUAAUGACCAUACAUACUACUUUGAUACUUAAUUAUAAUGACCAUACAUACUACUACUUGGAUACUUGAAUGUAAUGACCAUACAUAAUACUUGGAUACUUAAAUGUAAUGACCAUACAUACUACUUGGUUACCUAAAUGUAAUAAGCAUACAUAAUACUUGGAUAUUUAAUUGUAAUAACUUAACAUAUCACUUGGAUAGGCUACUUGAAUCUAAUGACUGUACAUACUACUUGGAUACAUGAAUGUAAUGACCAUACAUAAAACUGUGUUACUUAAAUGUAAUUACCAUCAGUAAUACUUGGUUAUCUAAAUUUAAUAAUUAUACAUGACACUCAGUUACUUAAAUGUAAUGGUAUUAGAAAAAAAAUGGAUAUUUAACUGUAGUAUUAAACAAAUACUACAAUACCCAAGAGUUUCCUAGAGAACAAAAAUAAAUUUAUAAAAAAAAUAUAAUGUUGGUACAAAAAAGAUUUGAUUCAUGAACAAAAUACAUUUUGAGAAGUUUCACCAAAUGUUCACUAUUAUUAGAUCACUUUUGAUCUCUAUGAUCUCCAUUUGUUUCAAUGCAUCGAUUUUGUAGAAAAAUGUAAGACAUAUUUUUGUUUUUUAUCUGAUCUACUAAAACUGUUCUUUGGUAAACAUAUUCAAGCACUAAAGAACUCUACUUCUCCAGACAUAAAUUGUAGGGCUAGAGUGGAUUAUUAUUGUUUUAUAAUAAAGGUAUGUAAUAUCCAAAGAGAUAAAACAUAAACAAUUAGGUCUGUGGAUCUUGCAGUUAGACACGCCUUAGGUACAUUAUCAAAUCUUCCUUGAGUCAGAUGAACGCUGGUCAUAGAGAGUCUAACAUUGGUUCUAAGCCACGGUGCUAGCAUAGCAAUGUCUAAUGAGGACUCACAUCUCUGCUUCCCACUACCACUUGCUAUCCAGUACAUCAAUUCUCCGGUACAAACAGGCUGUAAUAGGAAUAUCCAAAUUAAUCUUAAUUUGUGUUUUUCUUAUAAUAAAAUUUCAAACAAUAAUUAUAUUUGUAUUUUAAAUUGAUUUGCCGACAUAAAAUAAAAGGUCGAAGUUACAUAUCGUUCUGAUGUUGACUAACAAAUAGUUGUAUUUUAAUGCUUAAAAAAUUUUAGAACUCAAAGUUUGAACUCUAUGAUGUUCAACCUAUUCAUAGCGAAGUUUAUUAUCAAACAUAGUGCAAAAACUGUUGGGAUUACUUUACCCAUACCACCGUAGCAUUGAAUUGCAUAUUAUAUUUCAGCAUUAGAAUGAGUUGAUCUCAAGUUGAGAAUAUGGACGUUUUACAGCUAAUACAAUCCCUAUUUCCAAUCCACGUUUUUCAAAUGAAAAAUGUUUUAAGCCUUAUUCUAGAUACCUAUUGGAAAGUGUUAUUUAUAAAUAAUUAUAAGACAAUACCUAUGUAUCUAGCUUCUAGUAAAGUAGGUAAGUUUUGUCUCUCCUAAUACUAACCUUCUUUAUCUUAGUUCAACACUACCUUCCACACAACGUUCCGGGUGUAAUUUGCGUUGUCUCGGGGAAGAAGGACUUUCAAACAACUUUGUCGUUUCACUCUUGAAAAGGCCACAUACAGCAUACCAUGCAUAAAGACUGGGACCCUGAGAUCAACUCCAACGAACUGGAAUGUUUGACCUUGUGAUUUGUGGACUGUCAUGGCGAAAGCAGGGGUCACAGGAAAUUGAUGACGCUGCAUUGUGCAUCCAAGUUUCCCCUUACUGGAAUCUAGAGUGAUUCUGGGAAUGUGAACUGCCUUUCCAAAGUAUUCGCCAGUUAGAAUCUUAGCAAUAAUUAUGUUGUUACACAGUUCAGUGACAAUGAGCCUUGUCCCAUUUCAGAGUCCUUCUGAAACAUCCAAGAUCCUAAGUAGCAUGAUAAUUGUGUGUUUUUUUUUAGUUUUAGUUUGUGUGGAGGCAAAUCAGCGAUGUCUAUGGAAUUUAAAAAUUCUGUGGUAAAUUGAAGUGUACCUUCUGACAUAUCCUUGAUUGAAUCAAAGCUAAAAUAGACUUUUUCCUCUCCAGGUAAUCUGUCUAUAAGCUCAAAAUCCGUCUCUUCUUCAUCAACUCUCAUAUUUCUGGUUAAUCGAAAUAUUUUAAAAUGUCUCCAGAAGUCACUCUUUUUAAGGGAUACAUCUAAAAGCUCACUUCUGUUAGCUCGUGGCUGAAUUGGAAGACAUUGCCGGAAGUCGCCCCCCAAAACUAUUGUUUUUCCUCCAAAAGGCUCUUUUGAAUUGCCGAUUGCUCUUAGUAGCUGGUCUAUGGUAGAAAGUCCGUAUUUUGGCAGCAUAGGGGCCUCAUUCAUUAAAAAUACAUCAACUUCCGCUAACUGAGCAGCUUUCAUUGAUCCUAGCUUUAUGUUUGAAACUGAUUCAGGUGUAAGGGGCACACUGAGGCCAAAUGUGUUGUGUGAGGUACAUCCAUUAGGCAAAAUAAUUGAUGCUAUUCCUGUAAAUGCCAUACAUUUCACAUUGAAAUUUCGACCCCGUAGAAUGUGAUAAAUAGUCUUGUACACAAACAUUUUUCCAGUGCCCCCAGGUCCAUGAAUAAAAAACAUCUUGGUCCAGAGUUAUGACUUGUGACAGCAUCGAGAAUGGUAUUCACUAUGUCAAGCUGUUUCCCUUUUAUGAGUCCAUACAACCGUUCCCCUUCCAGUAUUGAGCAGUCUUUGUUAAGCUUAUCCACAUUUAAAUGGUUAUUGACAAAGUCAAUGUUGUCCAUGCCAAAGGUGUUGACCCAUUACUGAAAAUCUCUGCCUUCUGUGGCUUCGGUAUUUAAUGUGGAGGCGAUAAUUCGAUAGGUAUGAUUUAUCGCGUCUUCCACUCGGCCACCUGUGCGUUCAUUUUCUAGAAGAAAAUCUUCAGCCAGAUUUGCUUGAAACAUUUCCCAAAGUCUUUUUGGAUUUUCUGGAGAUUCAAAUAUUAAAAUCUGUGUAAAUAGCUCAUUGCUCUAGGCGUUUUUGACAUGGCCGAUUCCUGCAGACCAUCUAUCCACUGUUGGUCAUCUUAGGCAAGCCCUCGAGCCAGACGUGCUUGCUUGAACGUGGCAUGUCUGAUACCAUUAAACUUAAGAAGGUCGUCAAAACUUGUAGGGUCAUUGACGUGGUACAGAAGCAUCCUGAGAUGGUAUAAUUCUGGCUGGGCAGCAAAAUUAACGCUGUGGAUACGACCAAUAACACUGAUUUGUCGAAGCGUCUCAACCCAUUCACUCUACCUUCCGAUCCAUUUAAAAUGUUCGGGCAUCUGCCAAUAAAAGUGGUAAAUAAUUUCUUCAUCUAUUCCAGCAAGACGGUUAGCUUUUUCUUUUUGCUUCUUGGUAGCAUUGGUUUUGAAAUAAGACUCCAAUGUGGAUUCCUUAAUGCCAGUAUCCGCCAGAUCCUCCAGCACAUUCACAAUGUCUGACAUUCGGUAGUGACCAGGAAGAUGUAUGUCAAGACGUUGCACUACAUGGCUCUUCUUCUGGAGUUCAUUCCCAGAUAAACGCCAGCAAGCCUCCGGUGGUGUGAUGCAUCGCCAUUCAAUAUACGUGUCUGGUUCAUUAUAAUUUUUUUUUGCUCCUCCACAAUUUUAAUAUAGGCGCAGUCAUGUCCUUUGUAAAUAUAUUUGUAUAAAUAUUUCACUGCUCUAAUGCUUCCAACAAAUUCAACGUUUAUGUGGCAAUUGAAUAGUUUCAGCAAAUAUGCAUUGUAAGGAGCCACGUGGCGGUUGUCUCGGUUAUCUUUCUACCAGACUUGUCUUUUCGGUAGACAGCUAGUUCGUGAGAAAAUUCAGGUCUCUGCUGGUCCAGUCUGGAAUCAUACCGACGUCUUAAUUUUGGUUUUUCGUCGUCAACCAGGGAUGUUGUUUCUUGAAAAGGUUUGGGGAAAUCGAAACGGCAAUGAAUUUUUCCAUUGUGGUUUUUCAUGCAUGACGCAUUUAAGUCAUGUUCACCGCAAGGAUUAUGGAUCAUCCAUUUCAAUACUAGGAUCUGUGUUGUCUGGGAUCUCAGCAGAAAUUAAAUCAUCUAGCUCAUCAGGAUUGUGCACUUUGUCUUCCGAUCUCAUUAUUAGUAAAAGAUGCAUGUGAGGGAGACCACGCUUUUGAAAUUGAAUUGUAUAAACAUAGGCUGCUACUUUCCCAAAGAUUUGUUUCUUGUACAAUUCCUCAAUAAUGGUUUCAAACUUCAGCUUGGCUACUCUCGCAACGAGAUCAGGACGAUCUUGAGCUCGCUGCUGAAUAACAAAUCCUUCCUCGGUAACAAUGCGGGCAGCUUCUUUAAUUUCAGGCCAUUCCGGAUUACAUGUCAUGGUUAUAAAGAAGUCUGGUGAACCGAAGCGUAUUACUAUAGCCAUGGCGUCUUCAAAUUGUUCAGCAUAGUAUCGUGUUGAGCCUGGGAAGGAGGAUGGUAAAAUGAUGGUUUCACUAACAACAGCAUCUUUUUUUUCAGCCAGUUCUUCAAGAAAGUUAGACACUCCUAUGUAUUUUUCAGCCAGAAUCUUUUUUUGGUUGGACUUGAUCCACUGGAUGCGAUCGCGUUCGACUCUAAUAAAUGUGUCAACCAGAUACUGCUGAAACAGUCGGCCACCAAAAUGUAGUGCGUUGAAUUGUGUUUCACAUAGAUCUAGACAGGUUCGAUCUUUUUCAAGUGGAAGAUUUUUGGUGAGUCCUUUGCGAUAAGCAAUACGGUAUUGUGCCAUUUUUAGUCUUGUUAGAUGCUGCCAACUGGGAUAAGGCUGUUGUAGGUGCCUUUAGGAUAAAAUAAUGGAUAUGUGAAGUGCUCUGUUCGUUUGUCUGUGUUCUUUAAAGUAACUAUUUCUUUGCCUCGCUGAUGUACAGCCAUUUUAUUAGCUUGAAUGCUUUGAUCAGCAUUCAGUGUCAGCACAGCACAUACUUCAUUGGAUGAGGGGACAUUGUAGCGCCUGAUAUCAUCAACCAUCAGGAUUAGUAAACAAAAGUCGAACAUGUGGAGGUGCAAUUCCUUUUGCUGAUGCAAGUUGUCUAGUUUCUGUCUCCACUUCUCUCAUCAUUUUAAAUGCUUGAUCGAAACAAUUGACGGCGCGAAUGAUUUUCUCCAAUCUAUUCACUAAGUCUUGGUUGAUGUCACUAUUGUAUGGAUGUUGAAUUCUUUCAUUCACAGCAUCGUCGGGAUCCAGAAAGUAGAGCUGACCAUAUUGUGGUCUUUCGUAGUCACCAUUUGGAUUUUGUGUUGGAUAUUCUGUUGGAGACUCAGUUUCCAGUCGCUGUGAAGCUCUUCGUCUCAAGUCGUCAAGUCGCUUAGAAAAUUCUAUGGGAGUUUCAUUUUCAUAUCGUCUUGAAGUUCGUUGUUGCAUGUCGUCAAGUCACUGAGAAUAUUGUGCGCAUAUUUCCGCUUGAAGUCGCUGUGAAGCUCUCUGUCGUAGAUCCUCAAGUCGCUGAGAAUAUUGUGCGCAUGUUUCCGCUUGAAGUCGCUGUGAAGCUCUCUGUCGUAGAUCCUCAAGUCGCUGAGAAUAUUGUGCGCAUGUUUCCGCUUGAAGUCGCUGUGAAGCUCUCUGUCGUAGAUCCUGAAGUCGCUGAGAAUAUUGUGCGCUUGUUUCCGCUUGAAGUCGCUGUGAAGCUCUCUGUCGUAGAUCCUCAAGUCGCUGAGAAUAUUGUGCGCAUGUUUCCGCUUGAAGUCGCUGUGAAGCUCUCUGUCGUAGAUCCUCAAGUCGCUGAGAAUAUUGUGCGCAUGUUUCCGCUUGAAGUCGCUGUGAAGCUCUCUGUCGUAGAUCCUCAAGUCGCAUAGAAUAUUGUGCGCAUGUUUCCGCUUGAAGUCGCUGUGAAGCUCUCUGUCGUAGAUCCUCAAGUCGCUGAGAAUAUUGUGCGCAUGUUUCCGCUUGAAGUCGCUGUGAAGCUCUCUGUCGUAGAUCCUCAAGUCGCUGAGAAUAUUGUGCGCAUGUUUCCGCUUGAAGUCGCUGUGAAGCUCUCUGUCGCAGAUCCUCAAGACGCUGAGAAUAUUGUGUGCAAGUUUCCGCUUGAAGUCGCUGUGAAGCUAUCUGUCGCAGAUCCUCAAGUCGCUGAGAAUAUUGUGCGCAUGUUUCCGCUUGAAGUCGCUGUGAAGCUCUCUGUCGCAGAUCCUCAAGACGCUGAGAAUAUUGUGUGCAAGUUUCCGCUUGAAGUCGCUGUGAAGCUAUCUGUCGCAGAUCUUCAAGUCUCUGAGAAUACUGUGUGCAAGUUUCAACUUUAAGUCAUCGUGAAAUUCGAAGUCGCAGAUCCUCAAGUUUCCUUAAACGCUUUUCAGAAUUUUCUAGUUUGACGAUAUUUCUAAUAACUGCAUUUGCUCUAGUUGAAGCUUCUCUGGGAUUUGUCGUAGUUAAAGGCUGGUGAUUCACUGGAGACUGGCAAUUUAUUGAAGUUGAAGGCUGGUGAUUUAAUGAAGACUGGCAAUUUAUUGAAGUUGAAGGCUAGUGAUUUACUGGAGACUGGCAAUUUAUUGAAGUUGAAGGCUGGUGAUUUAAUGAAGACUGGCAAUCUAUUGAAGUUGAAGACUGGUGAUUCACUGGAGACUGGCAAUUUAUUGAAGUUGAAGGCUGGUGAUUUAAUGAAGACUGGCAAUUUAUUGAAGUUGAAGGCUGGUGAUUCACUGGAGACUGGCAAUUUAUUGAAGUUGAAGGCUGGCGAUUCAUUGAAGACUGGCAAUUUAUUGAAGUUGAAUCCCGUUCAUGUAAAACCAAAGAAAGGCGAGGGACUUUAGCUGAAUCAGCGUUGUUGUUUCCUUCUCUAGAUUUUUGGUUGAAGUUGAAUAACUGACGUUUUCUUGGCCGCGGUAUCUUCCUAAUAGCAAUGGAUUAAAUUGGUUUUUUAUUUGUAAAAAUAUAAUUGGUAUACUAUAUUACACUACUGAAUAUUAAAAUUCCGAAUAAUAACGUUAUGUCAAUAAAUAUUAACUUCAUAACAAUUAAUUAAAAUAAUAAAUAAUAAUGCUUAUAUAAAUAAUAAAUAAUAGUAUUAGUAGUAAUAGUAUUAAAAUGUGUGCAUUACAUGAAACAAAACAUUAGAGCUAUAGCAAAUGAAAUGGACGUUCACACCAAUUCCACUCAAGAAUUUCAUGUGAACAUUUCUAUCCCAUAGAUGGAUUGUAUUUACUCAUUUGAUUUAACUGUUUAGUGGCCAAUAGCUAGAUUAGUUGUUUUGUGGCCAAUAGCUAGAUGAGCUGUUUUGUGUAGCCAAUAGCUAGAUAAGCUGUUUUGUGGCCAAUAGCUAGAUGAGCUGUUUUGUGGUCAGUAGCUGGAUGAGCUGUUUGGUGGCCAAUAGCUAGAUGAGCUGUUUUGUGGCCAAUAGCUAGAUGAGCUAUUUUGUGGCCAAUAGCUAGAUGAGCUGUUUUAUAACCAUUCCCAACAAACAAAAGAAACGGUAUCAUGUUGCUGCUUAAGGAUCAGUCACCAUCCUCUAGAAAUCUUAUUUAUUUAACCCCACAGAGGUAGAAUUAUACAAUCGAAGGCCUAACGUCAUACAGCCGUUGGGCCUUCGAAUGAGAGAACCCAUCCAAAAUUUAACCCCACCCAUUGACCAAAUCUCUAAAAUAGAAACCCCUCAGAAUCCUCCUUGGCUAAUGAAUAAACCUAAAUUAAAUUUAUCCCUCCUUAAUUUCAAAAAAGAAAAUACAGACCCAAGCAUACUACAAGUCCACUUUAGGGAACUGCAGGAGAGCUACGGAGAUUGUGGCACCAUCUACACAGACGGAUCCAAAAUGGAGGGAAAGGUCGCGUGUGCCUGCUCCUUUCGGAACAAAACAAUCUCCCGUAGACUCCCCGAUGGCUGCUCCAUCUUUACGGCCGAAUUGCAUGCAAUAUUGCUUGCACUUAUGGCCGUAAAAGCAUCAGAAAGGAGUAAAUUUAUAAUCUGCUCCGACUCCAAAUCUGCAUUGCAAGCUUUGGGGCGGAUGAAGACUGACAUCCCAUUGGUACAUAAGAGCCUGAAGCUGUUGGACCUAAUAACAGCCGACCGUAGGGAUGUCACCUUCAUCUGGGUCCCCUCCCAUGUUGGCAUUGAGGGAAACGAAGCCGCAGACAGAGAAGCAAAGAGAGCCCUAAAUCAUGCGGUGUCAGGAACCCAAAUUCCCUACUCGGACCUGAGACAAAGUAUUGCCUCUGCCACCUAUCGAGAGUGGCAGAACCGAUGGGAGGCUGAGACUCACAGUAAACUCAGGCAGAUUGUGGCGGAUGUCAGGUGGCGGCCCACAUCUAAGGGUCUGACAAGGCGUGGUAGCACAACCAUGUCCAGACUUAGGAUUGGCCACACCUACAUCACGCACUCUUUUGUACUGAAGAGAGAGGAGCCCCCACUUUGCGAGUACUGUGACUCUCGCCUCACCGUGGAACAUAUCCUCGUUGAUUGCCCCAGAUACCAGGAUGUCAGGGUGAAACAUUUUAGAGCCACUAAUCUAAAAACACUAUUUAAUAAUGUCGACCCUGGGAAGGUACUGGGCUUUAUUCGGGAAGUGGGGCUAUCUACGAAGAUCUGAUUUCUGAAUUUGUGAACAUGCACUAUUUACAUUAGAUUUUUACCAAAUAUUUAAAUUUUUACUACCUUUACUAUUUUAACUGUGAAUAGACCUUAAUUUUAAUUAUAUUACUGUAUAGAAUCUGGCCCUUGUUGUUUAGAGAGAGAGUAGUCCUUAGGGGACUGCAGGCACGACAUGGCCUAAAUUGUGCCGAUGUGCCUCAAAUCAACAAAUCAAAUCAAAUCUAGAAAUCUUAUUAGCCUACGUCGUAAACCUCCAUCUAUUGUGCAAGAAUAAUGGCGAGCAACAUAGCAGUUGCAUCCCCUGAGAAUCUAGUUUUAAGUCUUGAAUCAAGAUCUAGAUCUAGACGUAGACUCCAGACUCUAAGUCCAUAAGGACCAUAUCUAUUCUAUUCAGCCUACAUUCUAGCUAAUUAAAGUUAUGCACAUAAAUCAAAUUCUUCUUUUAACUUACCUUAUUUAACAGGGAUGAAAUGUUUAGUUUGUAGAAACACUUGUAAACACUUGAGCUUCUUCAGAUAACCACGUGCUUGAUCAAUUGAUGUUCAGUUAAAAAUGAACGCAAACACUGUUGUAAACCUUCAACUACGGUGCGCAAAAUGUUGUGUCCAUUCAUUGAAACGCGAUAAAACUUGUUCCAAAGAAAUGCUGUAGUGAACGGCUGUAAGCCAGUGACGUAGGAGGUGUAAAGUUUUUUUCUUUUCUGCUGUGAGCCAAGUGACGUAAGCGGUGUCAAGUUUUUUUCCCAUUGACGUCAUAUAGAAAAUUUUCAUUCAUAAAAUAUUUUAGCCAAAAUUAAUUUUUCAAUAAUGAGACAUUUUCAAAUCGAUAUAACGGUCGACCUCGAGUUUUCCCGAUGUGGCCAAUGAGCUGAGAUUUUUGUUCUUAUUCAUAUACACCUAGAAAUUUUAAAGAAAAUCGUUAUAUAUAUAAAUAUAUAUACAUACAUACAAGAAUUGCUCGCUUAAGAGUAUAGGAUGUUAAUCGUAGCAUCUAGUUGAUAGAAGAAACAGGCCUAUCUGCAACUGACCUAACCCACCCAUGCCACAUAUGCGGCUGGCUUUUUUAAAACGAGGAUUCGACUUUACAGCCAUCUUCGAGUCCAUAGGAAAUGAGAAAUGUGCUCAUCUUCGGCCACGAAGGAGGAUCUAUAUAGAUAUAUUCUAGCUAUUUCCUCUUGUAACAUUCGUCUUAACGCCAUUGGUACAUUAUACAGCCGUAAGUUUACUGGUUUAUCAGAUGUAAGAACUUUUUUGAUGGAUUCUCUUUUGUUUUGCCAGGUGCAUCCGUGUGCAGUACAAAAUCUUUCAUGGCUUUUUCUACUUCCUUUAUCAGGGUUUCGUCUUAGCCCUCAUUAAUAGCUUCUGUUCUUUGGUCUCUCCAUUUCCAUGCAACAUUUCUGAAAAUUUGUAUUCGUCCAUUUCAUUAUUAAGGAUUUGCUUUAUUCUGUAACGGUCAUAUUCAUCAAUAACUCCACAAAUGCAACUGAAAAAAUGUUGGUCUUACAAUUAUUGUUGAAGACAUUAUUUUUAACUUCAACUAAAGUAUAAGAUUAUAUUAAUCUUCUUAAUAAUAAUAAUAAUAAUUUUAUUUAUAAAGCGCUGUUAACAAACAAAAUGUAGGCUCAAGGAGCUGUGAAAACAUACACACACAAACACGAGAGCUAAAAUAACAAACUAAUCUAAAAAAGUUUUAAACAGGUCUUAAUGCUCUUCUUGAAAGUGGUGUAACAUGUUGUCUGUCUGAUAUCAAUAGGGAGUGAGUUCAAACAUUUGGUCCGUGCACUGAAAAAGCCUGCAGACCGUAGCUAGAACUAGAAGCGUGUAGUCCAUUGAGCGCAGGGCUCUCUGAGGGACAUAUGGAGUAAUCAGUUCUCUAAGGUAGUAGGGCAUUUCUUUGUUGUAGAUACACUGAUGACAAAGUGUGGCCACCUUGCAGUUGAUUCUCGCUUUCACAGGAAGCCAAUGGAGCGUGCGAGAGUAGUGGCAGAAUCUCGUCUUGUUUUUUAUAGGUCAAUUUGUGCGGCGUUGUUCUGAAUACGUUGCAGCUUGGCUAUUUUGUCAUCGGGUAUACCUGCUAGCACGGCGUUGCAGUAGUCAAGGUGGGAGAGUAUAAAUAUGGUCGGAUAGGACUAACCUGCGCAGCUGCAGAUAAAGACCCUUUCAGAGCUGACUUAUGUAUGGAUCGAAAGAUAUUGUUGAAUCGAAGAAAACUCCAAGAUUCCGCACUAUAUGGACAUAAGGAACCUGGCAGUUCGUGAUAAAAAGAGAAUCUGUGCUCUCGACUUUUGAGACGUUGUUCCGACUGCCAAUCUUAAUUAUUUCUGUCUUGUCUUCGUUCAUCUUGAGUUUAUUGUCAACCAUCCAAUCGCUCACCCUUGCAACGGUACCACUGAUUUUCUCUGCCAGAUGCGACACCUCUGUGGAUACAUUUUACUGAGGAAUCGUAUAACUGUGAGUCAUCGGCAAAGAAAUGGUAUAAGGUGCCUGUUGGCUGUAUGACACCGCUGAGUGGAUAUGUAUAGGCCUACAUAGGGAACAGUACUGGGCCUAAAACUGAUCCUUGGGGUACUUCGUACUUCAAAAGUAACUUGUUGAUUCUGUCCCGUUAAUAACGACACUUUGGGUGCUUUCAGACAAGUAGGAUCCAAGCCAUUUUAGGACGAUUCCUGCUAAACGAAAAGUGGCAGAGAAUCUGGCCAUCAUAAUUUCAUGGUCUAGCGUAUCAAAGGCUGCGGACGUCAAGCAUGUGUCUUAUGUCGGAAUUGUGAAGUAAGUCGUUUAGUACCCUGACCACUGCUGUCUCUGUGCUACGGCACUUCCUAUAUACAGAUUGAAACAUUGCGUUCCAGAAGCUUUGACAGGAAGGGAAGAUUUGAUACCGGGCGAUAGUAUUUUUUUUUUAGACAUUCCGGGUCAAGACUGGAUUUCUUUAAUAAGGGCCUCACAAGUGCAUGUUUAAAUUGCUGUGGUACAAUGCCUGAAGUCGGUGAAGAGUUCACAAUGUUAGUAAUUGUGGGUACAUCUAAACAUUCAAGGAGCAAGGGAGUUGGAGUGGGAUCAUGGUCACAUGACUUAUUUGGCAUUUUUAAAAUAAUACUCUUGAAUCUUCAGAGACACGCUGAAACUCGCAAAAAGAAUUUUGAAAGAUUGGAGAGUGGUUAAGCUGUGAUGAGAGGGAUGGCAUGUCAUUUCUGAUCUGUUCAAUCUUGCCAAAGAAGAAUCUAUGGAAGGAAUCAGGGAGUUCAGAUGCUGGGAUAGAUGACGACAAACGUUCGUUAUUUGCUCCCCCUAACAUUUCACCGUUGAUCCUGAAAUAGCUCCUUUGAAGAAUUAAAAGUUUCAAUGUUUUGGAUGAAUAUGACUAGUUUUUGCGUCUCUAAUCAUGCGGUUCACCUUGGUUCUAGGAUGUAGAUUUGUCGAUGUAUCAUCAGACCUGUCUUUUGAAAUGUUCUUUCGGCAAUAAGUUUGGCAGUCUUUAUGUCCGUCAUCCGGGGUGCAGAUGACCUAACUGAGACUGUACGAGUGACAAGAGGUGUAUGGCUAUCCAGCAAUUUUUUCAAGCAAGAACUGUAAUAGAUGAGAACGUCUGUGUUGCUCUGUUGCAACAGCAAAGCGGUUAUGUCCAUUUUGAUGGAUACAAUGUCUAUGGCUUUAAGUUUACGGGAAGUCACGUUUUUCUUAGGCCUUUUUGUUUUUGGUAGGCGCAUUUCAAAGUGUACAAGAAAAUGAUCUGACAAGCCACGGUCUAAGACAUUGAGUUUGGCUAUAAGUUCACUUGCGCGAAGGAUCUUCAAUUUUAUUCUUUUCUUUAUAAUCUAAAGUCUGAUAAUUGUCUUUUCUGUUUCGUACGGGCCUUUCAAGUAGAACUUGUUUAUCUCCCUUGUUCGGCUUCAAUACUCACACCAUUUCCCCUGGUGCAAAACGUUUUUGACCUAUCCUAUAGGCGUUUCUGUUCCUGUUGCGCUGUGUCUUCAUUACCACAUGUAAUAUCAGCAGUGGUUUGUAGUCUUUGUUUGAACUAUGUAUUCAAAUAGGUUAUUAACAAUUAGUCUUGUCUUCUUUCUCGUGAGUCUUACUUUUCUUCAGAAUUGACAUUGGCCCUCUAAUUAAUACGGCGACAAUCCAUUUGUAGCAUUGGGUAUUUUUCUAAUAGCAAACAAGGCCGAGCAUAAAUAUUUGUCUCAUUCUUUAGAUCUCCCAGAACACAUUUUUCUUAAUAUACUCUUAAGUUCAGGCGUUCGACAGCUCGUUCGAGGCGGUAUGGUAUAACGAAGGCUUGAUGAUCUUAACUUUGAAUAAUUUGCAGGCUUCCAUAUAGAAACCUAAACUAAACUUAGAAGUUACUUAGAACCAUCACCACUAAGGCUCCUAUGACAGUAGUAAUUUCUAUAUUUUUUAACAUUACAGCUUCAGUUCAUCUGGAGAAUGUAUCUAUGAUAGCAUAUAUCUAAUUUUCUGUCUUUGGAAGAGGUCCUACCAAAUGUUUAGCUAUUUUCUUUGUCUCUCCAUCUUUCCUAACACUGCUUUACCUGUACUAGACACACUAAAACAGCAAGAGUCUCAAUUAACACAUUGAUUUCAUUAGUCUUCCAUUCGUCUCCUAUACUCCAGCCUCUUGUUGUAAAUCUGACCCUCUUUUACAUACAGUGCUGACUUACACACUUUCUAUGCUGUUAACUCAACCAUGUAUAAUGAAGGUCCACUGGUCAUUUCGUACACAGGCACACACACUGCACAACCAGCCCCCCAAAACACAUACACUUACUAUCACAUGACCAGCUCGACCUUGAACUUUUGCUCUUGAACACAUGUCGCAGCACUCACUUCUUAACAGCGUUAUCUACUCCUAGUCAAUACACGCUGUCUUGUUUGAUUUCCAGACAUUGCCAAAAGUGAUCUGUUCGCAUUUUCCAGAAUCAAUUUUCGUCUGCCCUUGGGCACAACUAAGGGUCCUUAUUUACAUGAGGUUCAGCAAGGGAUGUAACUCUUUUGUAAAGCCAUUUUCUCCACAAAUGUUAAUACUAGCUUCUUUAGUUACAUGUCAAGUUUGCUCUGUGGAUUUCCUCCAUAAUGGUGCCAAUGAUUUGUCUUGUGUUUAUUCAUUCUCUACAUUUCCUUUGUACCUAUGACCGGUGUUUUUACCAGGGUCUUCCCUUUCUCUGGUCUUCUACCUCUCGUCGCUACCACAGAUGACCCUUCGUAUUUCCAAUUAAUCUGCCACUAGUACAUGAAAAGGUACAACAAUGAAUCCUCCCCCCUCCCUUUUUUUUAAGGUACAGUGUAACGAGUAAUGCUUUUGCUGUUUUAUGCUUGUGAAUUUGUCCGUCUGCCGAGCACAGUGAGCAUUUAUCUGCUAAAAUAGCAUGCUUAUUUAGUGACUCUUUGACUGCUAUCACGCUGUUACCGCUGUCUCUAAGGAUGGACAUUUUCCUCUCAUUUAAUUUUCCUUCCUCAAUAUUUAAGGAUCCCGUAGACUUGUCAUUCAGGAUGAAAUGUGAAACACUUUUGGGAUUGUGGUGAAUUAAAUGACAAGUUCCUUGUAUCCCAAGCACUUGUAUUACAGCACAUUCAGCUUGACUUAAAUAGUUUCUUCUCGCUUCAUUUGUAUAUCCUCCUUGGUGUCUCUCUAGUAUCAUAAUUGAUUCUUCCAUUUUUCUCUUGGUUGUUAUUGGCCUAUUCCUCCUUCUUGCUCUAUUGUACGGUUUGUGUUAACGCGGUCUGCUGAAGUUUCUUUCAGGUUUUUUCUAUUGGUCCUUUGGUCUGCUAUAGUUCCAUGUGUUUUCAUUUGGACUGAUUUGAGACUUCUAAUUCGGCCAAUUUGUUGUUACCCGUAUUGACCUGUAGCACCAAACUGCUGCUACACAACAAAAUCAUUUUAGGCUUAACAUAUCUUAACUAAUAAACUUGAAAACAAAAAACUUGAAAAACUUUCUUGUGAACAAUUCUAAUAUAAGUAUAUUUAUAAUAUAGACAAAAUCAAGUUAAUAUGAAAUCAAAUAAAUGUAGUAGACUUUAGUAAUAAUAUUUCUUGAGAAAAUCUGGCAUCAAUAACACAACUGUUCAGUCUUGUAGUAACGUUAUAAAACACGAGAGGAAGACAUGUCGUUAUCUUAGGCUUUAUUGUACAAGAAUGACAAAACAGUUCACAAUAACACAGUGCACACACAAGCUGACCAGGACACCAGGACAUUUUGACAUAGCAGUACAGAUAAGUUCACAAUACACAACAAGAAACAUAAAUACACUACAAUCUCGUUCUGGAGUCGUCCCCUAAGACCAAGUGACGACAAUGCCACUUAUGUUGCAUCAUUCACAACCAAUCGCUAACCUCUUCCCACCGUCACCAAAUACACACAAACAUAUUCCAUACCACUAUUUACAAAUCUUCUUUCAUUGACUGCAUUGGCCUGACACUCCUGAUUUCUUAAAAAUACUUUUGUAGAGAAAAUUAUUUUUCUGUUUUCUAGAAGGUCCACUAGUACUUCUAAUGAUUUCCAGGUUCUCUGUCUAGAAUUAUCUCCCUUACUUUGUCAUUCAAAGCACUCGGUAUUGAGUCUUAAACAUUAAAUCUUCAAGCUGCUCGAAGUUUCGUUGUAUCUUAGCUGCCUCACACCAUUGCCUGAAAUUCUUGUGUAGAGCGAUGGAACAUUCUCUACCCUUUCGUGCCACCUUUUUCUACAUGCUUCUUCAGUCGUUCCAACAUAGUCUAAUAACUCCUUCUUAAUGUUAUCAUAGUCAGUGCAGUCUACCAACCUUCAAAUUGUAAAAAAAAAUGUGGCGUUAUCUUCUCUUGUAACUAUGCCACCAAUAAACAAUUUGAUAUGUUUGGCCACAAAGCACAAGCGUUACAAAGGCACUCAUUCAAACACAUAAAAGUAUACAAAUCACAUACUCAAAAUAAUCGAAAAGAAAACAAAAGAAAAGUAAUAAUGAUGUAACUGGUACAUUACAUUAUAAAUAAUAAUAACUAUAUUAAUAAUAAACCACGGUCUAUCUUUGUUAAUUUCAACAUGUUCUAUACUAUUAUGUUCAGUGACUUUUAAAAGAUGUAAAUCUCUUGAACCGUUUUCUAAUUUUUUCCUUUCUCAUCUUCUUCUACAUCACUAAUGACAGCAGCAACACGUCUUGUUGUUUGUUUUGGCUGACUGUGUCUGACCUAUCAUGAUACUUUACAAGUCUGUUUAUGUGAUAUACAUUUAGUUUGUUUCCUUUCCUAAUGGCGUAGUUCAGGUUAGAAUUUUGUUCUCCACUUUAUACGGCCCAUCCCAGUACAUGGAUAGUUUAUUUUGUCUACCGACUACCUCACCCUCAUCGUCAACUGUCCUAGCACCCUCAUGUGGGAUUCAUAUCAGUUCUUUGAUAAGUAUUUUUAGCAAAACAUUGUCUUGCCUCCUUUAGUCUUGGUAUCAACACAUGUCUUUUUCUAUUCAUUUAUUUUUUUCAGAUGUGGCUAAGAUAGGUCUAAUAUAGCCUCUUUUAUAUUGCUCUAGCUUGUUUCUAGGUCUUCUUCCUUUAUAGUAAUGAGAGAUGAUCUUUGAGAAACUGAUUUACUAUGACUUUACACUUCUCUCUUGGGCCACGCUCCUCAAAGUUAGUGAAGAGGAGGUUUUUUUUAUGCGUUAAGCUCAAUUUCUGUCGCCAGAUUCUUCAAUGCGACCAACGAGUCUUUGAGUAUCCGCAUAUUAUUAUCAUAUCCGUAAAUUUUAUCUUUGUUCUCCUGAGUUGAUUUCAUACGUGAUGCAUGAUCCUUGUCUGUUGUGUUCAUUCGUUCAGCUAGUAAGUGAAAUGUACUCACCUCCCCACUAAGGGGAUCACCUUUUGUCAUUAUGGUAUCAAUGAACGAUUGUAAUUUUGAGACACUCAAACUGUAAAGCAAUUUCUCCAAUUUUAGUUUCAUUUCCUCUUAUGGAGGAUUUCAAAUUGUCUAAGCUUUGCUACAGUAAAUUACAAAUAUCACUUGUUUGUAGUGACUGACUAGAUAUAGGUUGUUACAGAGGUUGCAUUUGUUGUAAGGGUUGUACAGUUUGCAAAUACUGACUAGCCUGUUGAGUAAAGACAUCUAAAAGAUGUUGCUGCUGAGAUUUUGAUCUUGCUAACAAUUUGACCGUCAUAUGUGGUUUGUAACGGGUUUGGAGGCUGCUUUUUGUUAUCCUCGUGGAAAUUUGUUGUGAUUACAAGGACUCUUUUCUCAUAUAAAAACAACACAACAGAAACAUUCACAUAAAUAGAACAGACACAAUACAAAAAGUUUAUUGAGCGACUACAGACAGACAUCUUGAUCCUUUUCAUGUUUCCUGAUCAACGAGUGAUAUAGUCUGACAGAAUAAGGAACAAACGAGUUUUUGUACCGCUCGGUUCUAGCGUCCUUGUCCUUCCGAAUAACAUCUGAGCCACCAUGUUAAGAUAGAUACUUGUAAUGAAAUGACAACACUUUCAUAUUGUCAGGGAGAGGUAUGGCGAGAAUGAAUGUUAGUUUGAUAUUUUGGUAUGAUUGUUAUAUCCCCUUGUUAUGAAUGCGAAGUGUUGCACGUGUUGUGAACUGAGUGAUUAAGUCUAUGUUGAAUGUGCGAGAGAAUGUUUUAGUCAGUAAGGUCUUGCUCCCGGUCCAGGAAGGUUGGACGUUUACUUCCUGGACUGGUAUUUAUGUAUUUAUAAGUUGAUGGACUGGUGUUUUGUUUAUUAAUAUUUACUUGAGCAAUAUUGGAUAUUAAAAUAUUGAUAUAUUCUUGGAGAUUUGGAGUUGGAGUUGAUGUGUAGGCUAUCUAGUGGUAACUGUUCUUAUUUGAGUAAUUAAACAAGUAUUGUUAAGUGUUAUUGAGGAUUCAUACCCCCUAACGAGCCAAGUCAAGAAAUACACCAACCAAGAGAGACAAGCAGCAAGCAGCAGUACAUAUAUAUAAAUUAGAACUCUGACACAUAUAAUAAGUAGAUUCUUUAAUUAGACAUCUUGGCUCACAGAAUAGUAUUCCAUAUGAAUAGGCACAACUCUUCCUACUAUAUACAAUAUCUACAAUAUUAUGAUUAUGUGAGUUACUGAAAGGGACGUAACAUUCCAUCAACAAAAGCUAUUAAGUUUGUAUAGGAAAAAUAGCCGCUGGGCCGUUUUCUUUGUCAGAGUUUCAUGGUGGUCUUCCCACGAAAGCUUGUUAUUAACAAUGACGCCUAGAUAUUUAUAUGACUUCACUUGUUGUAUCGAUGUAGUGUUUAUCUGCAGUUCAUGUAUCAUUUGUUUAUUCUUCUAGGGCAGUAUUGCCCUGGCAAUUAGUAAAAGGCGUAUCAAAGAUCUGAGAGUUGACAAUUGGAACUUUUCUUGUUUCUUUAGAAUGUUGCUAAAGGCCUGAUCAAGCUGUUUUCUUGUUUCUUUACAAUGUUGCUAAAGGCCUUGUCAAGCUGUUUUCUUGUUUCUUUAGAAUGUUGCUAAAGGCCUUGUCAAGCUGUUUUCUUGGUUGUGAUUUGUUGAUGCUAACAAAGUAUUUCUAAAAGAUUUCUGAAACGUUUACUGCUAUUAGCUCCUUGGAGCCUCUAAUGGAUUGGGGCGUUACUAUUUGUUAGCUGUCCUGUUAGCUGGCAACGGAGGGUCCAGGCCUUUCGACCAUCCUUGUUUAGGUCUAGUUGCUCACAUAUUGUGAUCCACAUUGUAUUUUUUUCUGUUUUGAUUUUGUACCUAAUAAACUUAGUUAAUUAGUUUGUAGUUUGUCUUAUUUUCUCUAGUAGGGUUUCUCUCUACAGGCUUCCGGGCUAUAUGUGUGAGCAGGUCAGGAGGCGCUGGAGACCUUUUCUCUGCUCAACAUUAAAUUUUAUACAGUAGGCAGAUGUUAACACUACUGGGUGGGCUCAAUCCGUGACACCUCAGUCUACGACCAAGGGGCUAGAGUCGCCUAAGUAACCAGACAACUAGACUAAACUAAACUAACUAAAAGAAAGAAACAAACUUUAAUUCAAAUUAAAUACUAAAAAUGAAACUUUAUUUACAUAAAAAUCAUAAAAAUAAAUCAAUAAUAAUAUAUAUAUAUAUACACUAACCACUACAACUGAACCCAGCAUCUAACUAAAACCCUCUAAAUCUACGCCACUACAAACACCAACAAACUAACCAAACCAACUAUCUAACACAAACUAAUCAAACCAACUACUAUCUAACUAAAUCACUACAACUACUACACUAGACCUAGAUCUACACUAACACUAAAACAAGAACACCUUAGUUACUAGUUCCUUACUAUUAGUAUUCCCUAAGAGCCGACUAAGUACUAAGUCUAAGGCAACUCUACAGAAACAAAAUAACACUAGAAUCUAGAUCUACAGCAGCAGCUUAAAGCAGCAAUAUUAGAUACAGCAGCAUGUAUUUCAGCAGUAAUAAUAGCCUGCAAUACAUAAAUGCAAAAUCAUAAAUACAAAAUCAUAUAUUCUAUUAGAUCUAGAACACUCAAAGCACGCCUGAUGGGCGCCGCCAUCUUUAAAUCAACAUGCUCAAAACAUAAACUGCCAACUAGAAAAUAAAACUAAAUUAAAAUAUAUCUAGCAUAUUUACACACAGUGUGCCAUAGAUCUAGAAAAGAAAAUAUAAAAUAGUUACAAACUUACAGGCCGUCACAGGUACAGAAUAAUAAAAUUACACGACAGACCACAAAGAUCUUCCGCUGUCACCCAGACAGAGAUAUGGUACUGACCACUGGUCAAAUGUACACUCAACUGUUUUAAGACAGCAUGUACAUUACUUUUUAUACUAUCCCGCACUAACCUAUAUAAAAAUAUGCGGAAGUACAAUUAUAAAAUCUGACACUAAAACCUAUAAAAAGGAAUAUAGAGAACAGCUAUAACCUAUGAAAAUACACAUAAAAAAUAGCUCUGGGAGCGCAAGCUCACAUAUGACUUUCUUGUAUUAGUUUGUCUAAAUUUAAUGUCUUGAAAGGUUAGUAUUUCCUAACGUGGCCUCCAGGGAUAUGCACAGGGAUAUUCUUUUUCGCUGCUGCUAAGAUGUUUGACAUUCUAAUGCUUAUAGAUAGCUGCGGAGGUUGUUUUUGCAUUAGUUUCAGUUAUCUUUGAUAGCCGUAUGUCUGGUUUUUUUUUUUUUUUUUGUGCAAAGGCUGCCCUAUGGGCUUUUUAUAAUUCCAACUAGCUGUUUGCGUGGUUGGUAUCUACCUGGUCUUCCUAUGUAAUAUUAAGAAGUAUAGGCUUGUGGUCACUACCUAUGUCUUCAAGAACUGUGAGUUUAGAAAUGUUGAUAAUAUAAAAAAGGUCAAUUCUGCUGAUUGUGUUGUCUGCUCUAUGGAGAAUUGUUGAAGGUGAAGUUUUGUUUUGUAGAACUUGUAAGUUACAGGCAUUUGUUAUAUCCUCUAUUUCUUCACAACGCUUGUUCAAGUAUGGGUAUCCGAGGGAGGGUGUGUGUGGGCAUUACAGACACCAGCUAUUAUUGUCCUUGUGUAAUGUGGUAGUUGUAUAUUUAUUUGUGCUGUUGAAGAUGAUGGGCAAUAGAAGUUUUUGAUGGUGUAUUUAGUUCGUACUCUCCAAAAAAAGUAUUUCUUGCAUAUCAAUGUAUUGUUCUGUCCUAAUGAGAGUCGAAAUUCUCUGACAUUUGCUGUGAAGUCACCUGUAUAAUGUGUAGUCUCUCACGAUAUGACUGGUAUUAUAUCAAAUAACAGUCAUAGAAUAUAAGUAGGCCCUAUUAAAAUGAAAGAAUAACAGCAUACACACAAAAUGACACAGGGUACAUAUAUCAAAAGUAAAAUGACAUGCAAUAAUUAAAAAUAAAAAUAAAUGCAUUUCAAAGGAGGUCUAAGCCUGUACUUCGACAAUUUUCUAUUCGGCUUCAAUCUUAAAUCUUUUUGGUUAGGAAUGUUCAGUUUGUUUGUUUCAUGAGUACAUUGGACAGUACUCCCACUUGAUAUAAAGAUAGAAAAGUUGUUAAAAUCAUUCUGUCAAUAUUUUAUAAUAUUUUCCAUCCAAGAACUCCGAAGCAGCCUAAAAAAAAAAGAGUGAAAAAAAAUCUUGUGGCGUUGUCCAACAUAAGCCUAUGAAGCACCUUUCUAAAGGUGUGAAGGAACAUUUCAUGACAGCUCACAUCCUUUUCUGAACACAACUAAGCAAAUAAUUGCUUUUUCUAUGUAUGGCUUCCGAUUCUGUUAACUGCAUUCAUAACAAAUUGAAGCGAUUCAUGCAAUGCGAUUUUUAGCAGCUAAAUCUUGCCAAUAGAUAAUGCAGUGUUUAAAAUCCACUGUAGCCCUCAGCCAUGGCAAGCAUCUGUUGCUAUGUUUGAUAAAGAAAUUGCUUUUUCUAAAAAAUAAAAAAAAAGUUAUCAAAACUUAAAUAUUGAUUAGAUGGAUUAGUGUCUUUGUCAAAGUUCUUUCAAAGAGCAGUCAUUUCUUGAUUUUGUGAUCUAGUAAUAAAACAAACUUAUGCCAAUUAUAAUGCUUCAUUACCAGUUAAGUUUGACUCUUCCAGCUAUAUAAAAAAAUAUGCCAUUUGCAAAUAAUAAUAUAAGAAGCUUUCAGUGUCAUAACGCAUCUCAUCAAUAUUCCUGUGAGCUGUUUUAAAGGAGUUAUUUUAAUGAUGUAGAUCCAGGCAUGUUUUAGACAGUUUUUAAAACUUCUACAACAGCUGGCAAAACAACCUUUUGUGAAUCUCUUUUUUUAUGUUAAAUAAACGUGGGUCUAUUCUGAACUUUAUUUUUGGAGAGUUUGAAAGCAUUUUAAAUCUGCCACUAUUUGAUCAGUGUGUUAUGUCUCAUGAUCCACGAGCUUAGAUGGUUUCAUAAUGGAAUUGUUUGGUUUCAUAAUGGAAUUGUUUGGUCUCAUAAUGGAAUUGUUUGGUUUCAUAAUGGAAUUGUUUGGUUUCAUAAUGGAAUUGUUUGGUUUCAUAAUGGAAUUGUUUGGUUUCAUAAUGGAAUUGUUUGGUUUCAUAAUGGAAUUGUUUGGUUUCAUAAUGGAAUUGUUUGGUUUCAUAAUGGAAUUGUUUGGUUUCAUAAUGGAAUUGUUUGGUUUCAUAAUGGAAUUGUUUGGUUUCAUAAUGGAAUUGCUUGGUUUCAUAAUGGAAUUGUUUGGUUUCAUAAUGGAAUUGCUUGGUUUCAUAAUGGAAUUGUUUGGUUUCAUAAUGGAAUUGUUUGGUUUCAUAAUGGAAUUGCUUGGUUUCAUAAUGGAAUUGCUUGGUUUCAUAAUGGAAUUGCUUGGUUUCAUAAUGGAAUUGCUUGGUUUCAUAAUGAAAUUGCUUGGUUUCAUAAUGGAAUUGCUUGGUUUCAUUAAAUGCUCUGUAAUGAAAUAACAAAUAUUAGAAAACUACCAUCUUGUCUUUAUUCAACAAGAUUAGGCUACAGUAAACAGAGAACGAAUACAAACAGGUCUUAAAUGACACUGUUGAAGUAUUAUAAACACGCACUGGACUUGACCUUCUGACACACUGGACACUCGCAGAAAAUCAACCACUCUGUUACACUACAUGCACAUAGGCAACUGUUGG
This is a messenger RNA of Biomphalaria glabrata, 25880 nucleotides long. Its product is annotated as zinc finger protein 271-like. The record is from RefSeq and is a predicted model, not a curated record. Gene Ontology annotation, biological process: negative regulation of transcription by RNA polymerase II; regulation of cytokine production; regulation of immune system process. Bases 179 to 1513 code for a protein of 444 amino acids. The transcript has 3 exons. NCBI's taxonomy places the organism in Eukaryota, Metazoa, Mollusca, Gastropoda, Planorbidae.